UCACGUGCGCUAGCACCAAGGCCCAAAUGUAGUCGUCGUCGCCUUUCGGUAGAAAAAAGACGAAGAAAACUCCAUAGCACAUCGGCGGCGGCAACAAAAAGCGGGGAAACAGUGCGCUGAAAAUGUGCACUGAACAGGAAAGACGACACUGCCGGGAGGAAGAAGGCGAGGGGGAAAACAGUUUAAACUGCAUCAAAGUUAGUGCAACGGGCGGGCGGGCGCCACCGACGGCAAAAGAAAACUCUCUCGCUUUGGUCAAAACUGAAAAAUGUGAAAAUAAGGAGCCUCAAACACACACACACGAGCCCAAUCGUUUUGGAAUCUAGCUCUAAAGCCCUCCCCCUCCGCUGCCUACCAUCAUGCUCGUUAGUUUUUCGCAGACGAUUUUCCCGCUUUUCCACCGGACCAGUGAGCGGCUAUAACGGUCGGUCGGACGGAAAAAAAACGAAAAAGAGGCAAGAAGGAGACGCACAGCGAUCGCGUGGGUGGGUGUAGCGUACUUUCUUUGCUGGAACAAUGGGGUGGGUGAGUUGGGAGCAGGAAGCCAGGGGCAAGAUGCACACAGCCCUUCCUAACUUUGCAGAUUAAACAGAGCAUUCAGUUUUGUUUAAAAGCGGCCGCAUAUCAAUUGUUCAAGUCAGUAUCAGCAGUUGCACCGAUCGAUAAGCAUUACAGCAGCUUACAAAAACAGCAGCUCCAGUGUAAGCAGCAGCAGCAUCCAACAGCGGUGGAAGUGCAUUCUCAGCCUAUCAGUGCGUGUGUCACCAGUUCGAGUGUGUGUGGAAUUAGAGAACCCAGCAAAAAGAACCAAACCAAAGCAGCCAGAAUGUACAGCAGUAGCACCAUGUUGAAGUAUGUGACGCUUGCCUCGGUCAUCGCGACGGCCCUCUGCGCCAGUGCCGGUGUUCGCGGUGCGUCCCGGCAGGAACCGAGCGGCGGCGAGCUGGGCGUACUGCAGAAGGUGUACGAUGACUGCCAGGACAAGCAGGACUUCACCGGCUGCCUGAAGGGCAAGGCCCUGACCGCCAUCUCCCGUGCUAUUGAUAUGGAAUCCAUCCCACUGCUCGAUGGAAUCGCGCUGGUGAAGCAGGACAAGGCCGAAAACGUGACCGUCCCGCUGCUGAACGAUGCCCGUUCGAUGAGCGGCCUGACCACCGUCGACCGCACUCUGCUGGACAAGGUGGAGCAGUUCCUGCGCACCCACGUCGUCCGCUUCGAUAUGCGCCAGCAGUCGGAGGCGGCCCGCGGCAACAAGCAGAACAAGCACCACCGCUACCUGAUCGCCGCCUUCCUGACCGCGAUGGGCAUCGCUGGCCCGAUCGGUCUGAAGGCGCUCGCUGCCAUCGCCGGUAAGGCGCUCGUCAUCUCGAAGGUUGCGCUCACCAUUGCCGGCAUUCUGGCGCUGAAGAAAAUCUUCGCCCACGAUCACCACGAGGAGACGAGCUUCCAGGUGCACGCAUCCGGACACGAUAACCGACGAACUGCCUACGUGAUGCGCCCCUCGAAGGUCGCCGCCCCGGCCAGCGUUGAUCCUUACCGGUACUACUACGAGCAGCAGCAGCAGCAGCCCCAGCAGCAGUACGCUGCCCAGAUGUAAGCUUUCGGUGCCACAACAACUGCUCCACUCACCAGACAACGAAACGGCUGAGUUUCGAGACAACGAACACAUAUGACCGACGAAAACGAACGAUCGUCCCGAUCGGCGGUAGGAACACACCAAGCGGACCUGCAGAACUUCUAGAAUAACUCUUCACAAAUUUCAUCCGAAUUUGUGACAGCUCCAGAAAGCCUAGGGUCCUCUUGUAACUCCUCCGCAGCCUGUCGCAGCGACGAUUGUACCAUGUAAUAUUUAUUUUAAUUUAUUCGCUAAUCUUAAAAUCAAUAUUUGUUUCGUCCCCUCAUCUCCCCCACGAACAGUAGAAAAAAUACGAAAAUUAAAACUGUUAAACAGUCAUAUUUAAAAACAAAGAGAUCAUGUUUUUGAUUAGUUAUUUGAGUUUGUUUCCAUUUGGAAAGCGAUUACACAUCGCACUCCAAUAUACAGCAACCUAGCCAAAGCCAAUGUGUAGGACGCGAGGUAGGGAGGGUACACGCGAACCACCGGAGCAUCGUCUCCAGCCUUCGCUUAUACCCCUCCCUCCUACAGCAAGAGAGUCAUCGUAUGUUACGAUACAGGGAAGGAAGAAGAAAACAAAACGUAAUUCGAACGCGGGAACCGAAAUUCGGUGGCACUCAGUAGCAAACUCUAUUUCGUCCAAGGUCCCGAAAUAUGUGCGAUGGAUGCCUUUGCAAGAGGGUAGCGCAUAAAAAUUGAACAAUAAACGUAUGAAAUGUCUUAAGCAAA
Molecule: messenger RNA, 2344 nt
Organism: Anopheles merus
Lineage: Eukaryota; Metazoa; Arthropoda; Insecta; Diptera; Culicidae
Exons: 3
Coding region: 827-1597 (256 amino acids)
Source: RefSeq, a predicted model, not a curated record